Colletotrichum spaethianum is the source of this 1674-nucleotide messenger RNA. Its product is annotated as acetylcholinesterase. The transcript has a single exon. NCBI's taxonomy places the organism in Eukaryota, Fungi, Ascomycota, Sordariomycetes, Glomerellales, Glomerellaceae. The record is from RefSeq and is a predicted model, not a curated record. Bases 1 to 1674 code for a protein of 557 amino acids.
AUGAAGCUCUCCACUUCAUUCCCGCUCUUCGCGGCGUCCCAGGUCGUUCUCUCGCCGGCCGCCGCGGCGUACAACCCCAUCGAACUCAAGGGGUACGGCAAGUUCUCCGGCACCGUCGUGAACUCGACCCUCAGCGGCCGCGCCCUCCCCGCGCCGGUCGAUGCCUGGCUGGGGAUCGACUACUCAACACAGCCGGUGGGAGAAGGCCGCUUUGGCCCUGUCACCUGGCCCGCGCCCUUCAACGGCACGAAGCUGGCCACCAAGUACGGCAAGACCUGUGUCCAGGAUCCGACUUCAACCGACGUUAGCACGCAGGAUGAGGCGUGUCUGAACUUCAACGUCUUCCGGACGCGCGGCAUCCCACUGGACCAGAAGACGCCUGUCCUUGUCUGGAUUCACGGCGGUGCCUUCUACGCCGGCAGCUACAGCAGCUUCGACGCCGCAUCUUUCGCCGCGUCGUCCAAGGAGCCCAUCACCGUGAUCAACUUCCACUACCGCAUCAACUCGCUCGGUUUCUUGCCGUCUGCUCUCUUCGAGGAGGAAGGUCUGCUGAACCUAGGCAUCCGUGACCAGCACUUCUUCUUGAAGUUUGUGCAGAAGCACGUCGCCGCCUUUGGCGGUGACCCCGAUGCCGUUACCAUUGGCGGCCGCUCCGCCGGCGGCCACUCUGUCGGUAUUCUUUACUUCCACAACUAUAACGAGGACAAGGGCAAGCCUCUCUUUGCCAGAGCCAUUCACCAGUCCGGCUCCGUCACCGCUCGCGCGUUCCCCAACGCCACCUACCCUCUCUACGUGAAGCAGUACGAGGAGUACCUGAACUUCCUCGGAUGCCCCUUGGACGCCGACAACGCUGCCACUCUGGCCUGUCUCCGCGCUGCUGACAUCAACGACAUCCGCAACAUCAGCACCAAGCUCUACUACGAGUACGACCCCGCUCUGACCUGGCCCUUCCAGCCUACGCAGGGAGGCCCCUUGUUGGAGAAGUUCGGCUCGCAGUCAGGCUACGACGGGACCUUCUUCAAGGUGCCCGUCAUCACGUCAUCGGUCAACGACGAGGCCAAGUACUACCUGGCCGGCGACAAGGAGACGAACCAGGAGUUCCUCGACUACCUCCACAACAUCUCGCCCGCGUUGAACAGCACCGACCUUGAGCUCCUUGAGGCCAUCUACCCCGACCCGGCCACGCACCCAGACUCGCCCUACGCCAACUCCCCCAACAGCACCCAGUACAACCGCCUCUCGGCGGCCUGGAGCGACUAUGGCUACAUCUGCCCCAGCCAAGAGACGGCCUACCGUGCCUCCCUUGCUGACGUGCCCACAUGGAAGCUGCGCUUCAACACCAACAACUCGUGGCCCGAGUGGAGGGGCAUCCCGCACACCGCCGACACGAAGUACACCUGGGACGAGCCGGUCGUGCAGUACCCCGAGGUCAGCCACAUUUACCACGGAUACCUGUCGAGCUUCGUCUUGUCUGGCGACCCGAACACGUACAGAUACCCCGGCAGCCCCGAGUGGCCCAACUACAAGCCCACCGGUUACGGACUCGAGUCGGAGCCUGCGUUGCAGCUUGUUGUGCAGCCCAACAACGGCACCAAGGUCGAGAAGGAUGAUAUCCGCAGGGAGGCGUGUCUCUACUGGAGAGACCCCGAGAGAGCUCCUCGUCUGAACAAGUAG